AUGGGCGCACGCCGAGUUCAGAGUUCUAUUACAAUGCAGCACAUCCCCACCACUAAGAAGAUAGAAGAAGAAGGCCAAAUAUACUUCGAAGUCUACACGAGCAACGGCCUCGCCAGAAGCAUCUCCUCCCCUGCCCCCUUAAGAAGCGCAUAUGCAGAUCUCCCUGCAGAGGAGAGUUUUUCCUCCCAGAAGUUCGUGAGUCUCCGAAUCCUCUACAGCAUCAGCAGAAACCAAAACUCCCACGUCUUCCUGGGGCGCAGCAUCUCCACGGGGAAGCUUCUUGUCGUGAAAAUGAUCAGCACUCGCACGAGGGAGAACCAAGCCCAAGUAAAAAACGAGACAAACCUCCUCCCAGGACUCCUGCACAGGAACAUAAUACGAUACUUCGGGCACGAUCACUUCCUGCGCACAGCUACUAUAUACCUCGAGUACUUCAAGAGCGUGGAGCUAUUCAGUCUCCUGCAGCAGAAUAGGAUCCUCCCCGUGGGACUUGCCCUGCACAUCUUCCGAGAACUUGCAGAUGCUCUCUCCUACAUGCACGAGAGAAGAAUCUGUCACCUCGACAUAAAGCCAGAGAAUAUUCUCAUCAACAGCCGCCUGCAGAUAAAGCUCAUAGACUUCGGAAUGUCCCAGAGAGCGCUGAAGAACGGCCUUGUAGAAGCAUACGGGGGAUCAGUGAACUAUGCCUCUCCGGAGGCUGUUGAGGGGGGAGUUUACAACGGAUUCCUUGCAGAUUCUUGGUCCUGCGGGGUAGUUCUCUUCCUGAUGGUGAACGGGAGUUUUCCCGUCUCCAGCGCAUCCCCCUCCCUCCCCCACGUCCCACGGGAGAUACUCCGCAUCCUCGAGCGACUUCUGCGCAUUUCCCCUAAUGAAAGAUCACCAAUCCAAGAGCUCGAGCUGUAA
This is a messenger RNA of Nematocida major, 903 nucleotides long. Its product is annotated as BR serine/threonine kinase. The transcript has a single exon. Gene Ontology annotation, molecular function: protein serine/threonine kinase activity; ATP binding. Gene Ontology annotation, cellular component: cytoplasm. The record is from RefSeq and is a predicted model, not a curated record. Gene Ontology annotation, biological process: protein phosphorylation; intracellular signal transduction. NCBI's taxonomy places the organism in Eukaryota, Fungi, Microsporidia. The coding region runs from base 1 to 903 and encodes 300 amino acids.